CCUUUGUAAAAGAGCAGAUGCAAAAAAUUUCAAGGAUGUGCAAAUACGUAGUCUAAGACAAGGAAGUGUCAUUGCUGAAAGUAUUGCAUUGUAUAACUAUCCCAACAACAACUCACAAAUAAUGUUUCUAAAUAACGAUUUGGGUCCCACCCUGGAAAAAAUCUUUAAUGACUCAGAUUCGUUAAAAAGUCUCAGCAUAGCUCUCGGCAAUGCUUCCAUCCAAAAUGCCCAAAUUAUCAUGGGGACAGUAGAAAUAUCAAAUAUUUCAGAUCUACAUCAGUUUGUGCAAUGCACUGUGAAUUUUACAAGCUUAACUGUAGAGCUUGAUGAUGGAGCAUGGGUAUGUGUGGGACCAUGCCAAAAAAAUCCCAACUUCUGCAAUCAACAAGGUGCAUGCCAAAAUGAAAUAAAUGGACCACACUGCAAGUGUCACAGUUCUUACUUUGAGAAGUACUAUGGAGCUCAGUGUGAGCUUUACAGCAGAGGAGCCGGUUUCUACGCUGUUCUCUUCGGCUGUUUAGUAGCUUUUGCUCUACUUAUCAUCGUUUCAGCCGUGAUGAUUGUGGUGUUCUACAGAGCCAAGAGAACAUCAAGCAAAAAAUUUGAAUUAUUUGAAGAUGACUUCUUUGAUUUUACAUCAAGAGGAGGUUAUGGGCAUCAAAACUUUUCAGUCACAGAAGAUUCGAUAAACACCACAGCAACUGAAGUGACUGAUGAACAGAGAUGA
Messenger RNA from Carassius auratus (goldfish), 727 nucleotides. RefSeq lists its product as uncharacterized. The coding region runs from base 122 to 727 and encodes 201 amino acids. The transcript has 7 exons. The record is from RefSeq and is a predicted model, not a curated record. Lineage: Eukaryota; Metazoa; Chordata; Actinopteri; Cypriniformes; Cyprinidae.